AUGUCGUCUAUGGCUUGGUCUUUCUACCUAGAUGGCCCAACGCCAUGUCUCAUGGAAUGCAUUUUGUGCAAAAGAUCCGGAAAGAAGAAGUUCGUUAAAAUAAAUGGGAGAUCCACAUCGAAUUUGAUUUCUCACCUCCGACGGCUUCAUGAGAAAGACUUUUUGACCGCCACAUCCAAUGAAACGGUUUUUUAGAAAAAUAAUAACACAAAUAUUUUUGAGUUCAGUUGAAACUGAAAGAGAGAUUCGAGCCGAUUCACUACGAGUUCCGCGCCGCUCCUCCGUCGGUUCAACAAGAGACUCUUUCUAGCGACGAUGAAACUUUGCUCAAGUUUCCUAUCACCAGUAAAGAUUUCCUAAUCUUUUCAUCUUACUCAGGCUCGUCACAUCUGGAAGUCUCAGUUUGAACGCCUUCGGUUCAAAUGAGUUCAACGACUUUCUUGGGUCCGUGAAUCCUUGUUACGAACUUCCUACUAAACUGAAAGUGAUUCACAAAGCCCAAGUUUUCGUCGCUCACUUGGACCUUGAAAUCCGGCAAAUGGUCAAACUCAGUGAAUCGUAAGUUUUUUUUUCAGAUCGAAGAAACUGUAUAACAAAAUUUAGAUGGAGUUUCAACGUCAGCUUGUGGCCUCUGAAGAGACACAAAAAGAUGAUUUUCGCAGUUGUCGCCAACUUCCUUUUCCCACACGGGGAAACCAAAUCGAUCGUGGCUUCAGUGAAAGAGUGUGAAUCUGGGUAUUCAGAGUUCAAUUUAUCACUAUUUCAUCAAAGUUUUCAGCUUGAACUCGGAAGAACUGGCCUUCCACGUGGCCAUGUGCCUGGAAGAAAUUUGUCACGAUGACGAAGUACUGAAAAGAAAGCUGGCCGGGACCACUUACUGCGGCCCUCCUAACUUCAAUCAAGCCUUCGAAAUGCUUCAACAGAACCGGUUAGUUACAAUCACAUAGUAAUCAUUAAAGAGAAUUUUUUCAGAGCGAGUUGUUCCUGUAAUAGCUUGAACGUCAUCGUCACUGAAUCUGUGAGGAAAGUCGAAUUUGUCAAGAGAUUGACGGAUAGACUGAACCAUUUAACGACGGAGAUCUACAGGACCAAAAGUGGUAGAAAGGCGCUGUCAAAGUGAGUUCCAAAUGAAUUAUGUAUGAGUUAAUGACUGAGCUUUUGUUCAGGCUGAAAUAUGAAGGACGACUGAGAAGAAAGCCGGUUUUGUACGACCCCAAGAAGUGGAACUCGCUCUACUUCUUGUACUCUUGGAUUGAUGAAAUCGUUAGAUUUCUUCCUUUUUCUCGGAAAAAAGAACAAUUUCCAGCAUCGCACGGCCUUCGAAGAGCUCUGUCAGGCGGUCGCUUUCCAACCACUUGCUGUGAAAGACUGGGAUGACGUGGCUCAGAUAAGAAAAGCUCUUCAGCCGUUCUACAACAAAACCAUGGAGGUUUAAAUAACAUCAAAGUUUUCAACACUUGAUUCUCUAUUUAAAGAUGCAAAGCAGCAACUGCCUCAUUUCGCAAGUCAUUCCAAAUCUGUCCAUGCUCCAGAAGUCUCUUGAAAUGUGAGUUGCUUUGAAAUAUCAAUACCAAAUCAAUUUCUCAGGUUGGAUGUAUCGACACCUCUGGCCAACGACUUCAAGAAUGAGCUGGUUGAGCAAGCGAUUAUGAAGCUGGCUACUGCCAAAAACAAUGUCAUCUGGAGAAUGGCUUCUUAUUUGGACCCAAGAUAUCUCUUCACGAAGAAGAUUUUCGAUAAAAAUGGUUGGGUGACGAUCGAAGAGGAAGUGACGGAGUACAUAAAAGGUUUGCAGUGGAGCAUUUCGAAAAAAUAUUCCAACUUUUCAGAAUACCACGAAGAGCUGAAAUUCAACUGUCCUGAGGUGGCGAAAAUAAAGGAAAUCAGUUUCGCCGAUUCGGACAGCGAGGGUGAUGAAAAGUUCGAGAACUAUGGUCUGAAGAGGUUCAAGGCAAGCUGUCCAGUCAUCCUCCAGGUGAGAAGAACUCAAAAAAGUAAUAUUAUUUCUCGCAUUACAGAACGAGCUUCUGAAAUACAGAAGCUUCAUCGUCUCUGACCGUCCAAACCGCAACGAAACGCAGAACGAUGCCAUCAUCCGUUGGUGGGUCGACCACAGGACCAUGUUCCCUCUGCUCUCCGACGCCGCUCUGAGGCUCAUGGCUCACACCACCUCCUCACUUAUGGACCAGAAGAUGUGCAGGUAUGUCAUAUCGAACUUUCUCCCAUCGGACGUGAUAUCUUUGAAGGCCUGUCUCGAAGUUGUACACCAAGCUGAGAUCCACAAAGUGUGGCACGCGGACCGUGGAAUACUUCUUGAGGAUUCGGGCUCAUCAGAUGAACGAAUCCAACGAAAGGUAAUACUUUCAGAGCUCGCAAUCCAUUUCUCAUUUUUAUCUUCUAGCGUCUCGGAGUUCGAGAUGUCAUUCGUCAAGGAUGAACCUGGAGUCAACGCCAUCUUCCCAACUCUUGCCAAAAAGUUCGAAGUUCAAGAUGGACUUCACGAGCUCGGGUCCGACGUCGAAUAUGAGUACUCUGAUGAGGACUGA
Caenorhabditis auriculariae is the source of this 2546-nucleotide messenger RNA. NCBI's taxonomy places the organism in Eukaryota, Metazoa, Nematoda, Chromadorea, Rhabditida, Rhabditidae. The record is from the annotation of a GenBank genome assembly.